Molecule: messenger RNA, 1728 nt
Organism: Rubroshorea leprosula
Lineage: Eukaryota; Viridiplantae; Streptophyta; Magnoliopsida; Malvales; Dipterocarpaceae
Source: the annotation of a GenBank genome assembly
CGUAGGACAUUAGUCUGCUUAAUCACAACAUACGGGGUCAUAAUGCUAGACCCAACACUUCAGACCGAAAUGGUGUACAUGUAUUACGAUUUACGAGACGAUAUCUGGCCCAUUAAAAGGGUGCAAGCUGAUGGGCUGGAGCUUUUUUUUUUUUUGCCCAUUGUUGAUUUGUUCUAUUAAAAUAAAAGGGUUUUCUAGGGUUUUUGAGCGGCUAGCAAUCAAAGAAUUUGUAAAACCAGAAGUCGCUGACGAUGAAGAAAAGCCAGAAAGCACCGGCAUUCAUGCCGGAACUAGUCACCGACAUUCUCCUCCGCCUCCCCGUGGAAACUCUCCUGCGAUUCAGAUGCCUUUCUACAUCACUUUGCGCCGAAAUUGACAGUCCAGAUUUCGCCAAGAAUCAUCUCUGUAGGUCAAUCCAGAGCAAAACCCGCCAAAAGCUAAUCAUCAACAACGAAGAUUUUAUGGAUCCCACCGAUUUCUUUUACGCUAAUUUUGAUAGCAACUUCGAAUAUACUAUCCUACUCAACAACCCAUUGAAAUCUUCGUAUCGCUGCACUUCGGUAUGUGGUUCUUGCAAUGGCUUGUUUCUCUUGGGUAUUUUUGUUAAAGACCAAACCAUGGAUUUUGCCUUAUGGAAUCCAUUUACUAAGCGGUAUAGGAAGCUACCACCUUGUCCGGUCCAAACUCUUCCUGGGUACAAAAAAUUUAUCAGCUUUGGUUUAGGAUGUGAUUCUGCUCUUAAUGACUAUAAAACUGUGAUGAUUGCAAAGAUUCACGACUCAAAUGAUGAUGAUGAUGACGAUGAUGAUUGUGUUCAUUUCCAAGUUUGGGUUUUUAGUUUGAAAUCAGAUUCUUGGAAGAGGAUUCAAGAUGUGGAGGAUGAACUAACCACCUGGGUGGGGAGUUUUGCAAACGGUGCUUUGUAUUGGGGGUGUGAAAAUAAGUUUGUUGGUUUUGAUCUGGCAAAUGAGGUGUUCUUUGACCUCCCACUACUGAAUGAUUGUGGCCCUGCAGCUAUCUACUAUGAUAUUGUGGUGGUUUUUGGAGGUAAUGUUUACACUCCAAUAAUACAUGCUGAGGAAGAUACUAUAGAAUUUUACUUGUGGGUGGAUGAUGAUGGUGGAGAAGUUGCAGGUGGUUGCUGGAGGAAAGAAUUCACUUUGGAGAAAGAGAAGAAUAUUAGUUUCAGUCUUUUCCCACCUUUUCCUUUGGCAUAUUCAAAAGAGGGGGAUGGGAUCCUGCUUCAUAAAGGAAAUUUGAUUUAUUGGUAUAACUUUGAAACCAAAAAAAGACGAAGGGUGAAAAUUCAUUUGAUACCUGAUAUUCCAACUUAUAAUUUCCAUGUUUGCUGGGAAAGCCUUGUUUCCCCUGGGAACAAUACUGCAUUUGAUGGUGAAGCUGAGGAAGUGAUAUUAGGUGAUUUAGAGGCUGAUUCAGAUGAGUAGAGCCAUAUGAAGCAGACUUCUUUUGGAAGGUUCUAGUUUGCACAUAUUUGGUUAGCCAGGAUGGAUGAUAGUAUUUCAAUGAUCGAUGCUUUAUUUCAACCCCACUUUUGUUUAGCCCUUUCUCCUUGGAAAUCUUAGUACCAUUUUUGUUGCAUUUUGCAUGGUUUGAAUUUUGAAAUGGGGCUUGGGUUGGGAUAAUCCCUUUGAAGUUCUAGGUUUCCCAGAAUCCUAAGUGUUUGUAUUAACUCUCCUUUAUAAUUUAGAUUAAAACUUCCAGUUUCAU